AUGAAAGGAAAAUCUAGCAAUAUCAGACGUACAAGGUAUGGAUUGCUACUCCUUCCUGCUUUGUUAUUGAUAUCAUUGACAUCUAUCAAGCUACCAGUCAACCACCUGUGGCCAGAAUUUCCAGUUGAUAUAGUUCGAGCUGAUCCAUAUCUCACCAUCCAGAAAGCCACGGAUGACCCACUACUUGAUAAAAUUGGCCAGCCGGAUUUACACCCUUCGAAGCAGCACUUACACGAAGGUAGUAAAGCAAUGGUUGCAAGUGACGUUCCCGUAUGCUCUACUAUGGGUAAGGCCAUCUUAUUGAAGGGAGGCAACGCUGCCGACGCUGCAGUUACAGUUGCUUUGUGCAUUGGAUCUAUAAACGCACAUAGUUCAGGAAUUGGCGGAGGUGGGUUUAUUUUAAGUAGGAAUGUGGACAAAGGGGACGUCAUCAGCAUAGAUGCUAGAGAAAUGGCACCAUCAUUGGCAUCAAAGAAUAUGUUCGGAAAAUCAUUUGUAUUGAGUAAAAUCGGUGGUCUUGCUAUUGCAAUUCCCGGGGAGCUCAAGGGACUAGACGAGCUUUACAAACAGCAUGGAAGUGGUCGUCUAUCAUGGAAGCAGUUGUUUGAUCCAGUAAUCCAGUUGAAUGAGAGAGGAUGGAAUUGUUCAAAAGUUUUUGAAACUGUAGUUGCAAAGGAAGACGAGUUGGUGUUAUCACGAGUACCAGUUUUGAAGAAAAUGUGGGAUUUUAUAUUCACUGAGAGUGGCAAGCUCGUUAAAGAGGGUGAUUUUAUCCAACGUAAGAAUUACGCAAGGACAUUGAGAUUGAUUGCCAACAAUGGAAGUAGCGAUAUCUUUUACGAUCCAGAGGGUCCAAUUGUUCCAUCUUUAGUUGAUACAAUUGCUGAAUGGGGUGGUAUUAUCACACCACAGGACUUUUCCAACUACAAAGUAAAUGUUGAAGAGCCGUUGACUUCAUACAUCUACGGUCGUACCCUUUACACUAGCAAUGGGAUUUCAUCGGGGAUUUCUCUAAUUGCUGGCUUGAACUUUUUCCACGCUGUUUACAAUGGAUCAGACGAUGCGGUUUCGUUCAACCAUAAAUUAAUUGAAAGUUUCAAAUGGUCCAGUUCAGUUCGAACUCGUUUAGGCGAUAUAUCGGAUAGACAAAAGGUGUUGGAGAAGUAUUGUGGUGAUGGAUGGAUCAAUGAAGUCUUGGAACAGGAUAAAUUUUCCGAAAAUGAAACAUUUCCAUGGAGCAAUUACGAUCCAAAAUAUGAUAUGGUUGAUCCUCAAGGUACUUCACACUUUUCAAUUGUUGAUGAAGACGACAAUUCAGUUGCAAUGACCACAACAGUGAACUUGCUCUUUGGAUCAAUGAUCUAUGACAAAAACACGGGAAUAGUUCUUAACGAUCAAAUGGAUGAUUUCAGUCAACCAAACGUGAGCAAUGCAUUUAAUUUAACCCCAUCUAUAUACAAUUUUGUCCAACCUGGAAAGAGGCCAUUAAGCUCAACAUCACCAACCAUCAUAACCUAUAAUAACAAAAGUGAUUUAGUUAUCGGUGCAGCCGGUGGUAGCAGAAUCACGAAUACAAUUCUUCAAGCAAUCGUGAGAAUGUAUUAUAGAAACACCGGGUUACUCGAGACUAUUGCUUACCCUAGAAUGCAUCACCAGUUGAUACCUGAAGAUGUAAUGAGUGAAAAUAUUACCACAUUUGCAGAAGAAUUCAAGGGACAUGGUAUUGUACAUAAGUUGGAGGCCAAAAGGCAUACAUUCUUGGAGACUGGGGCAUUGACAGCAAUGAACGGAAUAAAAAGGAUAACGGAUGGCACAUUGCAAGGUGUUAGUGACUACUGGAGAAAACGUGGAGAGGCCGAUGGAUAUUGA
Lodderomyces orthopsilosis Co 90-125 is the source of this 1869-nucleotide messenger RNA. It is a transcript of the gene CIS2, whose product is annotated as gamma-glutamyltransferase. The transcript has a single exon. Bases 1 to 1869 code for a protein of 622 amino acids. Gene Ontology annotation, cellular component: fungal-type vacuole; plasma membrane. Gene Ontology annotation, biological process: glutathione catabolic process. NCBI's taxonomy places the organism in Eukaryota, Fungi, Ascomycota, Pichiomycetes, Serinales, Debaryomycetaceae. Gene Ontology annotation, molecular function: glutathione gamma-glutamate hydrolase. The record is from RefSeq and is a predicted model, not a curated record.